This is a messenger RNA of Glycine soja, 1889 nucleotides long. RefSeq lists its product as uncharacterized. Bases 881 to 1483 code for a protein of 200 amino acids. The record is from RefSeq and is a predicted model, not a curated record. The transcript is spliced from 4 exons. NCBI's taxonomy places the organism in Eukaryota, Viridiplantae, Streptophyta, Magnoliopsida, Fabales, Fabaceae.
AGUUGGAGGAAGAUUCGGAGGCUUCCUAAAUAGACACACGAAACGAAUCUCCCUUACUUACAUCAACAAAUCUUAAUGUUUAUUUUGAUUUUGAUUUUGAUGGAGGAACUUGGAACAAGAGUACCGUAAAGUAACUCUGAUACCUUUGUCCUCUUUGUCUUUCUUUCCUAUUUCAUUUCCUACUUUCUCAGGAGAGAAAAAAACGCUCACGCAUGUGCGCGCGCCCUCACCCAACAACUGCCUUACUCAUCACUUCACCCACCCAAUCGCAGAUUCACUCAAAUCAAAUCAAAAUCCUAUCUUUCUUUAAGAUUCAGUGUUUUUGCCCCUCCACUUCAACUGGGUGUCCUCCAAUUUCUUGUAAUGGCUCUUCAGUUCUGCUAGAUUAUUGAAUUCCCAAUUCGCAUUUUUUCCCUUUUUAUUUAUUAUUAUUAGAUUGGAUUGGAAGAGAUUUAAUUGCAUACGUGGCUUUUGGAGGUUGGCGAGGGUCAUUGUUUAAAGGUCCUUUUCUUUCACCGGAUUCGUAGGUUGAGAUUUUUAUAUGUGGCGGUGAUUUCUAUGCCCCGGUUGGGUGUGUCUGAUAUUGUGUUGUGUGAAUUUGUAGUAGAUCAUGAAUUUCAUUAUCAUCCAAAAGGGGUUGCUUGGUAGUGCGUGAUUAGGAUUUGGGAACUGUACAAUAGAUCACUGGAAUUUUUUUUUGGAGUGAUUAAAUUAGAUCAGAGAUGUUUUAUUUGUUAAUUUUGUGGAAGAUUGUUGUUUGUAUUGCAUAAUUGGAUGGCUGGUCUUGGGAAUAGAAGGGUGAGGAUCUAGACAGGUUGUGGUGGUUUGUGUUGUUACUAGUUGGUAGGUGGUGUUAGUGUAAUCUGUUUGUUGCAUUGCAAUGUCUGGUGGAACCCCGCGUGGGGGAGGUGGAUUAAUGAGGCAGAGGCAUAGCCAGGGGUAUGCAAGCAGUGGUGAUGACCUAGAGGAUGAUGCAUGCUCAAGGCACCGCCCCUUUUUGGCCCCGAGUCCUCCGCCUAGGACGUGGAUUGAGAUGCUGGAAAAUUUCCUUUGGCUUGCUUCUGCUGCUUUCAUUCUAUACUUUGGUGAUCAACAUUCCAAUUUGAUAUAUCUAUUGUGCCAUGACAACCGAAUUAAAAGACCGCCUUUAUAUCUUGGGAUGAUCGGUAUUGGUUUGAAUAUAAUGAUUUUCAUUUAUACAACUACCUUGGCCUGGAGUGCUCGAAGGUUUGAUGAAAAAUGGGGAUUAAAAAAAUGGGAAAUAACAAGCAUCUCUGUGUUGCCAUUCGCCACAGUAUUUGGAAUCAUCUCCUUCUGCUUUAUCCCUUGCCUCUCUAGGUUCUCCUUUGCUUUGUGGCCAAUAUGGAGUUUCUUGACACUUCCUCUUCUGUUUACACUAUUUAUGGCUUGCAUGGUAGUAAUCCCUUGCCUCAUUUUUGGGACGCUGCGGCCUCAAUAUUACGAUGAACUCCGUACAGAUUAAGCCUCAUGAUUCAAGUGAGGAAUAGUACUGACUUAGAUAAAGAGUUUCUAACACAUGUCAAUGAUUGAUUGGUAGCCCUUGCUAUGUGGUUUGAAGUUUUGUCUCCAAGUAGCAUGUUGUAUUACAUGUUAUGCUUUCCUAAACUGGUGCUAACAGUGAGAGCUAAAAAAUUCUUUUCAUCCAUACAAUUACAUUAGGUUAGAGUGAUGGUAAUGCGGCUGGUCUUAGUUGCUACAGGUAGAGAUAUAGGACUUGUGGGGAAAGUUUUCAGUUCUAUCAAUUGGACGCCUUCAGUUAAUGAUAUCAUAGCAAGCAUUUUUGCAUUUUCAGUUUUGCUUGUUUACCCGGUGGACUACUGUGGGGAGCUUAGCACUACUUAAAAUGCAGACUUAUUUGAUUGAGUUAA